AUGAGAAAGCAUCCUGUGAGCACAAAGUUCAAUGUAGGUCUGAAAGGAAACGACACAGUACUCGUCUGCUAUUAUGGAGGAGUCAAGAGGACCCACACUUUUGAUGAUGAUCCUGAGUGGUUGAAGAUUCUCACCAACGGAAUGGUCAGCAGGAUAAUCACCGCGGUGCUAAAGGUCACGUGA
Molecule: messenger RNA, 183 nt
Organism: Exserohilum turcica Et28A
Lineage: Eukaryota; Fungi; Ascomycota; Dothideomycetes; Pleosporales; Pleosporaceae
Exons: 2
Coding region: 1-183 (60 amino acids)
Source: RefSeq, a predicted model, not a curated record